Molecule: messenger RNA, 976 nt
Organism: Macadamia integrifolia
Lineage: Eukaryota; Viridiplantae; Streptophyta; Magnoliopsida; Proteales; Proteaceae
Product: ethylene-responsive transcription factor RAP2-3-like
Exons: 2
Coding region: 52-810 (252 amino acids)
Biological process (GO): regulation of DNA-templated transcription; ethylene-activated signaling pathway
Molecular function (GO): DNA binding; DNA-binding transcription factor activity
Source: RefSeq, a predicted model, not a curated record
UUUUCUCUCACUUCGCUCCAUUUCUUCAUCUAAAUUCUAGACAAAGGAGAAAUGUGUGGAGGAGCAAUCCUUUCCGACCUAAUCGCCGGUAAACCUGGCAGGAAAGUGAAGAACGAGGACCUAUGGUCCGAAUUCGACGCCAUUUCCGAUCUCCUCGGCUUCGAUUUCGGUGAGAAAGACUGCACUGUUUCUCAAUCAACCGAUGAAUCCAAGCAACCAACCAAAGGGAAGAGUGAGGAAACUAAAGAGACAAGCUUGGUUGCAGAAUCAUCAAAAGCAGGGAAGGGAAAGAGAGAGAAAGGAGAAGGAGCCAAAGUUCGGAAGAAUAUAUACAGAGGCAUCAGGCGGAGGCCAUGGGGCAAAUGGGCGGCUGAGAUACGCGACCCACGAAAAGGAGUCCGUGUUUGGCUGGGAACUUACAAUACCCCCGAAGAGGCUGCCAUAGCCUAUGACGAGGCAGCCAAGAGAAUCCGCGGCGACAAGGCAAAACUAAACUUCCCCCAACAACAACCACCACCACCACCACCUGUACCUGCCAAAAGGCGGUGCCUGGAACAAGAAUCUACGCAGAAGGGCUUAACAGAGCCACCGCCGCCGGCACCAUUUAAAGAGGAAGUAACACUAAAUCAACCAAGCGAGAAAGCUGAGCUGACGAUGGAGCAGCAGAUUUCAAGCUUGGAAUCAUUUCUGGGGCUGCCACCCGAAUCUUCUGAAUCGGAGGUGAUCAGCGCUAGAGAUCAAUCGGAUGGAUUGGAUUAUGGUCUUUGGCUUUGGGACGACGUAGUCGUAACUCCUCAUCAUCUGGUUUAGGAAGUCAGUAACUACUACUUGCGAACUGUUACGAGUCACUGUAGCUUCUUUCUCAAGCCUCUCUCGUUAUCUUUUGUCUCUUUUGCGUACAUAUGAGUGCGUGUGGUUUACUACUUAAUUCCAGUUUUACCCUUAUACUAUUAAUGGCUUUGAUUUUUAUAUUAAA